AUGGACUGGGUCACGGCCCAGGCCUGCCAGAAGGAACUGAGUUGCGUUAUCUGCAUGAGCACUUUCCUUGACCCGGUCACCACAGCCUGUGGGCACAGCUUUUGCCGACCCUGUCUCUGCCUGGCCUGGGAAGCAACCCAGGGCCCCGCCAGCUGCCCCAUCUGCAGGGAGCCCGCCCAGCAGAGGGACCUGGUGACCAACGUGGUGCUGAAGGGCCUGGCCGCCAUCGCCAGGAGAGCCGGCCUCAGGAGGUUCCUGCGCUCGGAGGAAGGCGUGUGCGGGACGCACGGGGAGCCCAGGCAGAACUUCUGCGAGGUGGACAAGGACCUGCUGUGUGGGCGCUGCUCCGGGUCCCGCGAGCACGAGGCCCACCGACACCACCCAGUCGAAUGGGCGGUCGAGGAGCAGCGGGAGACGAUUCUCAAGCAAAUGCGUGCCGUGUGGGAGAAGGUGCAAGAGAACCGGGCAGAAAUCGCCGAGCAGAGGGGAACCAUCGACCAGUGGAUCUCCUACGUGAACCUGCACCGAGGGAUGGCCUCGGAUGUGUUUGCCAUGCUGCAUCUGGCUUCCCCGGAGGAGGAGAGAUCAUAUUCCGAGACGCUUCUCCACGAGGGGAGCGUGAUUUUACUGCAUCUCAGAGCCACGGAAACCCAAAUGCUUCAGUAUGGGCGUCACCUGCGAAAAACCUAUCAGGAGCUGAUGAGGACAUACCAGAUGGCAGAGGGGGACCUUCUCCGGGAGGCGGAAUCCACCCUGGAGAGCUGCGAGGCGCUGUUGGCUUGCAUGCCUCGUCCCCUGAUGCUGCAGCUCAAGCCUCCCCCAGUCCCUGGGCUGAUGGAGAGGCUGGAGCGGUUCCGAGUGGACAUUUCCUUCCAGAAAGCCACACAUGAUCCACUUAGGCCGGCCGGGCAGAGGGGAGACCACGCAGAUGCGCUUUGGAACUCGGAAGGCAGCCACGCGCCCGUGAGCCAAUCCGGGGACCUUUUCCUCCUCUUGUGUGUGAAGGGGAACACGCACUACAGCCUCUUCACCACCUCCCCGGUGCUUCCUCACUACGUGGAACGGCCAUUGGGCCGUGUUGGCGUGCUUCUGGAUCUCGACAAUGGAAGUGUGAGCUUUUGGAAUGUAGCCAAGAGGUCCCUCAUCUGGAGGUACCCCAACGGCUCUUUCCAGUUCCCCGUCAGGCCCCUUCUCCAUGGUGCUGUCUCAGGAUUGUACCAUGGUUCAUCUGCUGUAAAGCUAGGGUACCUGGAGGAUUUCACACCCAUGCUGUGA
This is a messenger RNA of Perognathus longimembris pacificus (Pacific pocket mouse), 1275 nucleotides long. Its product is annotated as tripartite motif-containing protein 43-like. The coding region runs from base 1 to 1275 and encodes 424 amino acids. The record is from RefSeq and is a predicted model, not a curated record. Gene Ontology annotation, molecular function: zinc ion binding. NCBI's taxonomy places the organism in Eukaryota, Metazoa, Chordata, Mammalia, Rodentia, Heteromyidae. The transcript is spliced from 3 exons.